This is a messenger RNA of Effrenium voratum, 5056 nucleotides long. Lineage: Eukaryota; Dinophyceae; Suessiales; Symbiodiniaceae. The record is from the annotation of a GenBank genome assembly.
AACCAAGCCUGAUCGGCCGAGCCAGCGGGGCGUGUGAGCCAUGAGUCUCGAUCCGCAUGGGCGAUGAGCACCUUCGAGCGAUCUAUGGCAGGCGCCACGACUCCUCCUCGGCGCAGCGGGCGAACCCCAGACUUCUGCGGACCCGAGUUUUCGGCCUCGCCUGCGCUGCCUGGUUCCCGACGCGGCGAGGCGACACAGCGCACCUACCUCGAAGACAGUGCAGUGACCGUACAGAUCCGCGGGUCUCACGGCCAGGUGGCUGUUGGCGAUAGUGCGGCCACCCUGGCGGCCAAGAAACCUGUGAGCUCGCUGGACGCCUGGCUGGGCCCAGUGGGGCUCCUAGGGCUCCAUUUGCCUGUUGGAAACCGGCACCCGCGUGAGGACUCGCAGUUGCGGCGGGCGCGGUCCCUGCCGACCGCCGCCUUCGAAGGGUCACCAGCGCCGCACCCGUGCCGCUCCCUGGCGCCGCACCUGGUACUGGACUUUGGGCCCAGCGGCAGCUCGGAGGACGACCGAGUCACACGCCUGCGGCCGGCCAAGGAGGCCAUUCUUUGCCUUGCCUGCGGCAGCCAGUUGGCCACGGACGCGAACUUUUGCCCCAAGUGCGGGCGAUCCCGGGAGUCGCACGAGCUCCGCGAGAUCCGGGAGGAGAGGCCCAAGCGCCCGGAGAGACGUGUUCACCUGAAUCGGCGCGCAAUGUCCUCGGGCAGCAGCGGUGAUCAAGUAAGGCGAGGUGCAUCGCUGUCCCGGCGGCAGAUCUUGCCCUCGGACAGUGAGGAGGUCACCCUGGAGCCGGAGGCAGUGAAGGUGAGCUCUCGGAAGAAGACGUCAAGCAGGCCGCGACGUGCGAUGAUCUCCGAGGCUCGCAGCGGUGAUGACAAGUCGCAGGAGGCUAAGACUGAUGAGGCCUUGGACCAGGCAAAAGCGCUGGCCGCGAAACAGGCAGAGGCUGACGAAGCAGCAGCGGAAGCUAGAGCCUCCGCAGAGGCCCGUGUCGCAGCCGAGGCAGAGGCCGCAGCAGCAGCAGCAGAAGCGAUAGCCUCCGCAGAAGCCCGCGCCGAAGCCGAGGCUCGCGCGUCUUCUGCGACCGCAGAAGCAGAAGCCGCCCUGCAAGCUCGCCGAGCGGCCGAGGCGAAGGCGCAGGCUGCGGCCGAAAGUUUGUCCGCGGCGGAGCAGAGGAUCGCCGCAGCAGCGCAGACAGCUGCAGAGGCCAAAUCUGCGGCCGAUGCCUGGGCUGCGGAGGCCAAGGCGAACGCAGACGCAAAGGCGGCUGCGCACGUGCGGCUGACAGCUCUGCGGAAUGAGGCGGCCAGCGCCAGCGACCGCGUUGCGGGUCUCGGGGAGCUCAAUGAGCGGCUGCGCUGGGGGCUGUUGGCUGCCGGCCUCCGACAGAAGGAGCUGUGCCUUGCCACGCGGCUCCUGCGCGUUGCGGUUGGGGACUUCCGAAGAGCCCAGGACACGCAGCGCCGCUGGCGGCAGGUGGCCUUUCAGGUGCAGAAGCGCCAAGUGCAGCGCGUGGGGCAGGUGGCGAGGGCGGUGGCUGAAGAGCUGCAGUGCCACUCUGCUGCGGGAGAGAAGUGUCAGGCGCUUGCCGCGCAGCUGCGGCGCCGCGCGGUGCGGCGGUUGGCCGCGGCCGUGGCGGCCGCCGGGCGGCGCCGGAGAUGCGGUCGGCAGAUGGUACUGGCCCUGCAAGCUUGCGCGCGGAGGUACAAGGCCGAUGCGUUGAGCUGCCUGCGCCGAGCCUGCCAUGCAGGCUGGCGCUGCGAUCUCUUCGGGCGUGCGCUGAGGGCGCGGCAGAUGGAGCAGCGGCUGCGACGGGCGCUGAAAGGCUGGCGCCUGGUGCAGGCACGGCCGCGGCGCCUGGCCGCGGCCCUGCGGGCGCCCACGGGGCGCUGCGGGAGCUGGGCGCUGCAGCGCCUGGCGCGGCACGGCCUGGAGCUGCGCUGGGAGCAGCGCCUGGGCCGCGCCGUGGCCGCCAAGGCCCAGUCGAUCCAACACGAGAGCCAGCAGCGGUUGGAGGCGGUCCGCGGACAAAUGGAGGAGCGGGUCUACGGGCUCAGCGGGCAGAAGGAGGAGCUGCUGCACCGUCUCGCCACCUCCAUGGCGCGAGAGGUGAAGCUCAUCUCCAGCUUGGCGGACCGCCAGCUGCUGGGCUGCGCCUGGGCGCAGUGGCAGCUGUGGCGGCGCCGGCGGGCGGCCGCGCGGCGCCUGGGCCGCCUGCUGCUUCGGCACCUCCGGAGGAGACACCUUCAAAUCUGGCGACGCCAGACGGAGGUGGACGCGCUGUCCUAUUUGGAGGUGCAGAUCGACUGCUUCGAUUCCUUCACCUCCAAGCGCAACGCGCUGUGCUGGCGCGUGCUGAGACGCUGCGGGGGUCUUUGGACCUCCGAGCUGCAGGACCUGACGCUGGUGGCGGCGCUGGGCGCCUGGCGCCUCGGCGCGGAGGCGGCAGAACGGCGCCGCCAGCGCCGGGCCUUGGCCUGCCACAGGCUCCAAGCCGCAGGCCUCCAGCUGCUGCGAAGGAGGAUGUGGGCUCCCUGGCUGUCUUGGCAGCAGGCGGAGGUCAGGUCGCUGAGCACGGUGAUGCGCCAGGUGGAGGAGGCACAUGCGCGUGAGGAAGUGGAGCAGCUCAAGGAGGAGCUGGACAAAACGCGGCGCCAGGCAGCGUCUCAGCAUGAUACCCUGGCCGCAGAGUUCUCCCAGCUGCGGAGUGGGCAGCUGGCGCUGGAGCAGUCCAGCCGCGUGGCGGCGGCCGCGUGGCUGCGCCGGGGCUGGGCCUCGCUGGCGCGGCAGCUGCGCGGGGCCGCGCUGCGGGCGAUGCUGCGGCCCCUGGCCGCGGUGCGCGCCUGGCAGCUGCGCAGCGAGGCGCUGUGUAGCUCCUGGCGCUUCCUGUGCUCUGCCCUGCUGAGAGCGCAGCCCUGGCACUUCAGAAGCAGCAUCGCCCUGCAAGCAGCCGAGAAGAUGCGGCUGCGGGCGCUCCAGGUGGAGCAAGCCGAGAUCGAGCGAGCCAAAGAAGUGAGCAGAUCUGCGGCGAUGGACGGUUUGAUGAAGUCCUUGGUGUCCUCCCUGCACCGCGCGUUGCGUGACCGGCUCCUUUGCUGGCAGCGCGCCUGUCUGUGGGGCGGCCGGCAGGCCGCCGAGGGCCGGGGCUGUGCGCUCGCAGAGCUUUGCGUCAAGUGGACCGCGGCGAGGCAGCUCAAGAAGUGCCUCGGGGCCUGGCACGGCCGGGCCACUGGGCCGCGGCGCCUCGCGGCUGCUCUGGCCGUGCCCAUGUCGCAAGGCCUCUCCUGGGCAUUCAGGAAGCUGCAAUGCGUCGCCGUGCGGAAACGGCAGGCGGCUCUUCGCAGCGCGUGUUGGGGAGCCGCGGCGCGGCGCCAGCGCUUGCGCCGGCUGGUGGACUUCUUCCGCGCCUGGCGCGGGGAUGCGCUGGGCGCGCGCCUGCGGCAGCGCCGCACGCGGCACUUGGAGUGCCGCAAGCGGCUGCGGCUUUGUCGCUCAGCGUUCCGGUCCUGGAUCGAGCUGGGUGCCUAUUUUCGAAAGCUUCAUCGGAUGAUGGCGCUGCUGCGGCGCAGCUGGCGCUUCGGGGGCCUGGUGCGGUGGCGGCUCCAGGACGCCCGGCGCAGCGCCAAGACCGGCGCGGAGCAGCGCGGGCACGAGGAGCUCCGGCGCGCGUUGGCCCAACAGAAGGUGAGCUGCGAGUACUUUGUCGAGGCCCAAAGCCGGGAGUGCGCCGCGCGCACUGCCAAGGCCGAGAUGCAGCGGGAGCGCGCCUACCAUGAGCAGGUUCAGGCUUUGCAGCAACGCGCGUUAGCUGCCAACCACGAGGCGCAGGAAGAGGAGCACCGGCUGCAGCUGCGUGUGGCCAAGAUGGAGGAGGAGAUGCAGGAGGCGAACCAGAAAUCUGAGAAAGCGAUGGAGCAGAUGCUGCAGGAGAAGCAGCGUGCCGUUGAGCUGCAGACCUGCAUUGCCGAAGAUCAAGAGAAGAACAUCCGCAACCUGGAGGAUCUCCUCAAGGAGCAGGGUGAGCUCCUGGCCCAUGAGAGGAAGGAUCACGAGCGCCUGCAACUGCGGUUCACAGAGGCCGAGGACCAAGAGAAGGUCAUCCGCAGCCUGGAAGAGCGCCUCAAGGAGCAGGGCGAGCAGCUGGCGCGGGAGCGGAAGGAUCACCUGCGGAGCCUCGAUGCGCUGCGCGCCUCGUCUGCCAUGUCAGAGAGCAAGUACUGCUUGCUGCAGGAGCAGGCCGAGAUGCAGCGGGAGCGCGCCUACCAUGAGCAGGUUCAGGCUUUGCAGCAACGCGCGUCAGCUGCCAACCACGAGGCGCAGGAAGAGGAGCACCGGCUGCAGCUGCGUGUGGCCAAGAUGGAGGAGGAGAUGCAGGAGACGCACCAGAAAUCUGAGAAAGCGAUGGAGCAGAUGCUGCAGGAGAAGCAGCGUGCCGUUGAGCUGCAGACCUCCAUUGCCGAAGAUCAAGAGAAGAACAUCCGCAACCUGGAGGAUCUCCUCAAGGAGCAAGAGCAGCAGCUGACGCGGGAGCGGAAGGAGCAUUUACGGGGCGUGGAUUCGCUGCGGGCGUCUGCUGCCAUGUCCGAGAGCAAGUCCUGCCUGCUGCAGGAACAGGUGGUGGCUCUGCGGCAGCAACUGCAGCGGGAGCAGCAGGAGCUCAUGGCAAGCGAGCGCGCCUGGUCCAGUGACCGGGCGGCCCUUCUCUGUGCAGUGACCAACUCCUCUCUGCCGCCGUCCCGGGCGCGGACGCGCAGCUCCUCCCGGCGCAAGGCCUCGCCGGCCCCCGCCUCGCCGGCGCCAGGCCCCGGCGGCUCGCCGGGCGGUGCCCGCUGCCCCUGGCGCGAGAGCUCGGAGCGAAAGUUGGGGGCGCACGGUCCUGGUGCGGCCCGCAAGCUGGCGCCGGCUUUGAUGUGAGGCCGAAGCGAGCGGAAAGAGAUGCCCGCUGCCUCGGAACGGCCGCUGUUGACACCCCUAGACUCUUGCCCGGCCGGGCGGAAUUGUACUAUAGCCUCGGGGAAGUGACAGCACUCCUCAUUCCGAAUCAAAGACGGUC